AUGACCGAGACGGCCGAAGACUCCGAGGAGGUGGAACAAAUCGACGUUGUUGUGCGUGGUGUGAAUGGCGAAGAGGUAGCCGUCCUGCAGCUCCCAGCAGCAAAGGCUACCAUACUGGACGCGAAGGUGGCAUUGGGCUCUCAGCUGCUUGUUCCGCUCUACACGCAACAGCUUUUGCUGUCAUCCAGCGAGCAGGUACUGGGAGAUCAUGAAGAGCUGUCCCAACUGAAAGGCUGUGAGCCCACCCUGGAGCUGUGCUACGUCCGUCUGGCCUUUGACGAGACUGAAUCAGCCAAGCUUCUCGUCCACGCAUGGAGGGGUGAAGCCUCGGAGGUCGAGCGAUGCUUGAUUGCACGUGCCUGCCCAGACCAUCGAAGUGAGGAGGAUGGCCGAACUGCGCUGCUCUCUGCGGCUCUCCAGGGCCACAUCGAGGUCGCCAAGCUGCUGUGCCGUGCUGGCGCAACUGUUGACCCAGAAGAAAGCGAUGGUGCUUCGCCGAUGCUUGCAGCAGCCAUGCAAGGAAGACUGGAGAUGGUGAAGUUCCUGGCUGACGCCAAGGCUGCUCUUGACCGCCCGACUGCCAAUGGCACAACGCCACUGCACGUGGCGUCCCUGCAGGGCCAUUUGGACGUUGUGACGUACCUCUGCCAGUCCGGGGCGGUGUGUGACAGAACGACUCCUGGUGGAGCCACGCCGCUCUAUGUGUCAUGUUACAACGGGCACCUCCCCAUCGUGCAGUAUCUUUGCUCACAGCGAUCAGAUGUCUGCAAGAGGACACCUACGGGUGCGACCUUGCUCCAUGCAGCAGCUCAGGAGGGGCAGCUCGAGGUGGUUUCUUUCCUGUGCGAGAUGCCGGAGGUGGAUAAGGAUGCGCAGAUGCUCGAUGGGGCCACUCCGCUAUUGGCAGCAGCCCUGCAGGGCCACGUGAAUGUGGUGCAGCAUCUGACGCAAGUGAAAGCAGACAUACACAAGACCACGAAGGACGGCGCUUCUGCUCUACACGCCUGCGCCCGCUCCGGGCACGUCGAUGUAGCACGCUUUCUCUGCGAAGCAGGAGCGGACAAGGAUCGCGCGAUGAUGGAGGGGGCAACCCCUUUACUGGCAGCUGCAUUGCAAGGUCACACGGAGGUGGUUCGAUACCUUUGCGAUGCUGGAGCCGACAAGGAUCGCACCAUCUGCGAUGGUGUGACUGCUUUCCAUGCAGCUGCAGAGCGAGGUCAUGCAGAGGUUGUCCAGUGCUUGUGCGAGGUGGGGGCUGACAAGGACAAGGCCAUGCGAAAUGGUCUGACUCCGCUGAUGGCUGCCUGCCUUCAAGGACACGAAGAGGUCGUGCGCGUCCUAUGCGAGAAUGGAGUUGCCAAGGAGACGCCUAUGCGCGAGGACGUGGUCCUGGCUAGUGUCUCGCUGACAAAAAGCCAGCCGAGUUCAGACCUCUUCUUGUGCGAUCCCGGCAAACAUUUCGCCGAGGGCGAGAAGCAUUGCCGGCAAGGUGCGACAUCGCUACAUGUCGCAGCACUUCACGGGCACUUGGGUGUUGUCAAGCAGCUAUGCAGUGCGCGUGCCAAUUUGGAGGCUGCCAUGCGCGUGGGCUCCACACCACUGCUUGGAGCUGCACAGGCAGGGCACAGUGAAGUGGUGAGGUUCCUCUGCCAAGCUCAGGCCAACAUGAAUGUUCAGACUGGCACCAAAGAUGGCGAAUCUCCGCUCAUGGCUGCUGUUCUGCGAGAUCACGCGGAGGUCGUGCAGGCAUUAUGCGAAGCACGCGCAGACCCACUGAAGGCCGCCACCAAUGGCACUACUCCGCUGUUUGCCGCCUGCAUGCUGGGACUCGGAAACGUCGCCGAUAUCCUCAGGCAAGCAUCAAGUGCUCGAGACAGAUCGCUCCUUCGUUUCUUUUGCGCUGGCUGCAGACAUCGGUUCGCGGCUUGCAAGCGAGUAGAUGGCGAGCGAUGA
This is a messenger RNA of Symbiodinium natans, 1953 nucleotides long. Lineage: Eukaryota; Dinophyceae; Suessiales; Symbiodiniaceae. The record is from the annotation of a GenBank genome assembly.